AUGCCGAUUGAGGACAGAUCUUUGGAUUGCUUGACAGAGGUACGGAGCGUGUUUAUAUCAAAAGAUUCAUUCCCGAUUGUAUUUAUAAGCUAGAGCGAAAUUCGAAUUACCAACGUGUUUACGGCAUCUAACAUUUUGAGUAGAAUUUACAACCUUCAUCGCGUCUUCGCGUUCUAAGAAUCGUCGAUUAAACUCAGAAUAAUUCAUUAGUUACCGAUAAAAUAGCUUAAGGCUUGAAUAAUCGAUCCUCUCAAAUUUCAGUCUUGUUUUAAAUUAUUCAUGGAUAGGAUCAUGAUCGAUUUAGGAGACUGGAAUACAACGAAAAAGAAAGAGUGUUUGUAUUUAUUUUCUGAAUUCCCAAAUUUCACGCAGCUUCAAAGCCAAAUAAAAUUGAAAUCAGGCCAUCGAUGUUUAUCGGUGAACAUACUUGUUUUCUAAGAUUCAUUAGCGCUGUAGAUUUUUUUGUUUUUCAUGACGUAAACACAGAGUCGAAAUCGUCAAGGCUUUGAUUUGAAACCGAAAGGUAGCACCACGCUUAGUUUAUACAUCUGUCUGAGAAUUCAGCGGAGAACUGAAGCCCAAUAGAGUCCUUUUAUAAUGUUAGUCUCGAUCGUUAAAAACCGAAAGGUUGUGGACGUAUAGAGUGAGUUGAAGAUAUAACUUGACGGCAAGGGGUUAUAUAAGGCUAGAAUUCCCCUAAAAUGACAUUUAUAUCUGCUAUUGUAUUAACUUGGCUGAGGACAAAAGCUUAUUUGUUAAAAGCUUGUACGAUGUUUUAAACUUUUCCAUCAAUUUGGUCCAAUUUCAUUCUUGAAGAGUUUCUAAUACGAAAAGCGCGCAAGUAGUGAGCAAAAACGGAAACCGUGAAACCGUAAACACGGCUCUUUUUACAGUUAAAAAUUCCCAGUACAGUACUGUAUUCCGUUGCAAGGGACAUAAUUUAGCUCCAGAAAUGCCACUCGUGUAACCGAAUCAUGAAAAUAAGCAUAUACCUUGUGGUAAAAGGAAAUCUUAAUUACCCAAAACGUUUCAAUCUCGUCAUGAUCAAUUCCAUUCUAAAGUUCAAAAUGAUGUGAUCAUUAUAAAUUGUUCCCUCAAAGAUUAACUUCAUCUUGUCUGAACUUAACCUUAAUGUUACCGGUUUUCGUGGUACUUAGAUUUCACAAUAUUUAUCGGUGAUAAAAACAAUCGCGCACUUAAAGACCCACGAAAAAUAUUACCGCGGAAAUAAGCCGCUCGAAAUAGUAUAGUCUCCUUGAGGUUUGAACUUCCACUCGCCGGCCUUAGUGUGUGUGUUUGCUUCCCGCUCUGACUCUACGUACCACGCAAAAGUCUUGAUUAAGGUUACAACUUAAUUGUUAGGAGACUCCCCCUCCUCCGAAGCCUCCGACGGAUCCAACCCAAAGGCGACGAUGGAAAACGCACACCCAAAAGUUUAAGUUAUUGAAGGUCCCCUCCGGCGAUCACUAUAUAUAUGUCGACGACGAUAAAGUGCUUUCAGGUGUGGACGUUCCCGAUGACAAAGGUUAGUAAAAAUGGGCCUUUCCGCACAAGCGAACAAAACUAGAAUUGUCCGGAUAAAAUAAUAAUAAUAAUUGUAAUAAUCAAAUCAAAACUGAUCGUUAUGACCAUCAAAGGAAUCGGAUGCGCUUCGAAGUUCAUUUUCUAUAAAGUCAAAUCCAAUUUAAGGAGAAAAAAAUAUCAAAGUUUAGAUCGUUCGUGCAGCCAUCCAUUUCUCAGCUAUCCUUCCGUAUUCUCUAGUGUAAUACCAUCGCACAUUACGCGUUCUGUUGCUUUAAUAUGUUAAAAUGGUAUAAUUGUGCUUAUGAAUCUCUCUUUGUCAUAACUGUAAUUUUUUUUGAUAGCUUAUUUCAAAGUCCAUGACAUCCUUGAUUAUGAUCCAAUGAAGGAUGUCGCCUUUCAUGUUAUCAUCUUGGAGCACGCAAGCACUGGGAAAAUUAUGGCGAUAGAUAAAGAAAAAAACACUGUGGUUAUGAAGGUAGGUAACUUUCGCGAUCUCAGUUUGCGAGAGAAAUAAUCCACUUUGCCCUACAUUCACGAAGAAGCUUGUUUGAUACAUUUUUAAAGUUUUUUUUUUGUGUUUAUAUUUGACUGCAGGAGAUUGACCCGCCUCCAAGUCAGUUCAUUAACUUGCUAGAUGUCAACAAGGCUCACCCAGAGGUUCUGUUUUACAAGAUGCCUCGGUUUGAACGGGCCCCGGAGUUUUUUCUGAAGUCAUACCUGAGUGACAAACCACGGGUACUAAAAUUUGAGGAGAAUGGUCAACCCAAGCUUCAUGUGCAGGAGAGAACAGAUUUCUAUUUCAAACUGACAGAGUCGUUAGAAGCUGCUAAAAAGUAA
Messenger RNA from Pocillopora meandrina, 2361 nucleotides. NCBI's taxonomy places the organism in Eukaryota, Metazoa, Cnidaria, Anthozoa, Scleractinia, Pocilloporidae. The record is from the annotation of a GenBank genome assembly.